Molecule: messenger RNA, 867 nt
Organism: Priceomyces carsonii
Lineage: Eukaryota; Fungi; Ascomycota; Pichiomycetes; Serinales; Debaryomycetaceae
Product: tRNA(adenine34) deaminase
Exons: 1
Coding region: 1-867 (288 amino acids)
Biological process (GO): tRNA wobble adenosine to inosine editing
Cellular component (GO): cytoplasm; nucleus
Molecular function (GO): zinc ion binding; tRNA-specific adenosine-34 deaminase activity
Source: RefSeq, a predicted model, not a curated record
AUGGUGAAAGUACUAUGCACAGAAUUCGAAAAUAUGGCUUGUGCUUUGUUCCUAGCCUUUAAAGCUUUGAUGAAUAAAGAGACGCCUGUAUCAUGCGUUUUUGUCUCUAAAUCAACUAAUAAAGUGAUCAGUGUUGGUUAUAAUGGUACUAAUGAUUCAUUAAACGGAACAAGGCAUGCAGAAUUAAUAGCGAUAGACUAUAUUCUAGAAAAUUAUAUUCCUACGGAUUACCAGGGUGAUAUCGAAUAUAUCAAGCAGUAUUUUCUGGAUAUUGUGCUAUAUGUCACUGUAGAACCUUGCAUAAUGUGUGCAUCAGCUCUCAGACAAAUUGGUAUCAGUAAAGUGAUAUUUGGUUGCGGGAACGAUAGAUUUGGUGGAAAUGGGACUGUUCUCAGUAUCAAUAGGGAUCCUGCUCUUGAUGCUCCUUAUCAAAGUAUUGGUGGUAUAUUAAGAACUGAAGCCAUCAUGUUGUUGAGAAAUUUUUAUAUCCAAGAAAAUGAAUCUGCUCCUAUUCCCAAAAUAAAGAAGAAUAAAGAUCUCGAAGGGAAAGAGUAUCCUGAGAAUAUUAAAUUCAGAAAUUAUAUUACGAAAGAAGAAUUCAUUGAUACUUUUGGUCUCGAAAGAUUGAAGAUAUGGGAAAGUGAAGCAUUUGAGAUAACACCAAUUCCUAAUAAAGGAUACUCCGUGAAAGAUAUUACUUCUAGGGAGAAGCUUCGUAAAUCAUUAGGUGAGUUUAUUGAGGAUUUCGAGGAUUUCAACAGUUUUCUACAAUUGUUUUACGACGUAAGUGAUAAUGGACAAGUAUCUUACGAUAAAAAAGUAAUCACCGUUGAAGAUUAUGGUACGAAGAAGCGCAAAAGAGUCUAA